This is a messenger RNA of Cucurbitaria berberidis CBS 394.84, 603 nucleotides long. RefSeq names its product RNA binding protein-like protein Pym. Gene Ontology annotation, biological process: exon-exon junction complex disassembly. Gene Ontology annotation, cellular component: cytoplasm; exon-exon junction complex. The record is from RefSeq and is a predicted model, not a curated record. Lineage: Eukaryota; Fungi; Ascomycota; Dothideomycetes; Pleosporales; Cucurbitariaceae. Gene Ontology annotation, molecular function: RNA binding. The coding region runs from base 1 to 603 and encodes 200 amino acids. The transcript has a single exon.
AUGCCCACCGUAGAAACUCCUACUAUCUCAAAAGCUGGCAUCACAACCUCUGCAACUGGCGAGCGCCACAUCCCGUCAUCCGUUCGAUCCGAUGGCUCUGUGCGCAAACAGAUCCGAGUCCGCCCAGGCUACCGCCCACCCGAAGAUGUCGAAGUCUACAAGAACAGGACUGCCGAGGGCUUUCGAAAUCGAGGCAAAGCAGGCGUGCCUGGAGCGGAAGGACUAAACGCCAAAGACGACACUACUAAAGCGAGUGUGGCAGCGAACAAGAACGCCAAACGGAGAGAAGCUAGGAAGAAGGCGGCAGCGGCAGCGGGCGACGAGAAAGAGGAGGAUAAGACUGUUGAGAGCCAGCAGGACACCAAGGAGGGCAUCAAGGCUGCUGAGCCGGAGAAAAUUGUGGAUCCCGAAGCGGAGAAAGAGAAGGAAGCGAAGAAGCUGACGAAGAAGCUAAGACAGGCUCGGGAAUUGAAGGACAAGAAAGAAAAGGGCGAUAAGCUGCUGCCGGAGCAGUUCGAGAAGGUCAUCAAGAUCAAUGAGCUUAUCCGUCAGUUGGAGACGCUUGGUUUCGAUCCACAGGGCGAGAAGAAAACUGAGACCUGA